AAACUAAUAAUUCUGAAAAAGUUUCAUCUUAAAUUUAACACGUUAAAUUAUUCUUAACGACCCUCACAUUAAAAAAGUAAAUUCAUCCCGUAAAUUUUUCAAAAAAAUUUACGACGGUAAAUUUACGACGUUAAAUUUCCCCCGUAGUUUCGAGGAGUUCGAUGCAUCGGUUUUGAAUUAAUGUGAACAAUAUCGCGUUAUUUUCUGCACCACGGUUUCCGUCUUCUCUCGCUCUUUUCCUCUCCAUCUUUGCUACCCGCUAUCUCGUUCACUCUUGUUCCCUCUCUCCCUCUUAGACUCUUUCCCCGCCAAUCCUCUUUUCCCGCCAGAAGAUGCCUUCAGAGGCGUUCUCCCUCUGCAAUUCGCGCUUCCCCUUGAACAUGGCUGCACAUCGAAGGCCCAAACGGCGAAGAUCUCCGACCGCCCUCUCCUGCUCCGGCGUGGAGGGUCCUACCCAGGAGGGACCCUCCACCGUGAAGUUUAGGAAACGGUGGACCAACCACGAGAGAAGGCGAAUCAAGCACUCGUCGCCGCAGGCUCGCCGAUGGGUCACGAACGACGAUUUAAUAUCCUCGGCUUCCGAAGACAGGUUUUUGAUGGUGUCACACAACAUCCUUGGAGAUGAUAACGCUGUCAAACAUCGUGAUCUCUAUCCAAAUAUUCCUUCCUCUUUUCUGAAAUGGAACAGGCGCUUGCAUCUUAUAUGUGAGGAGCUUAGGUUGUGGCAACCUGACAUAGUGUGUCUACAGGAGGUGGACAGAUUUCAUGAUCUCAUGAAUACUCUAAAUAGUGGUGGUUAUGUUGGUAGCUACAAGAGGCGCACGGGAGAGGCUAUGGAUGGCUGUGCCAUGCUGUGGAAAGAGAAUGUGUUCCGCGUGCUGGAGGAGGAGAGCAUUGAAUUCAGAGGGUUUGAUCUUCGUGACAAUGUUGCUCAACUUUUUGUGUUUGAGAUGAAGAAAGCUAAAACAAGAAGGUUGGUGGUUGGUAAUAUCCAUGUUCUUUUCAACCCAAAUCGAGGAGACAUCAAACUAGGACAAAUCCGGAUGCUGUUGCAGAAAGCACAUGCUCUCUCUCAGAAGUGGGGCGGCGUGCCAGUGGUGCUUGCUGGGGAUUUUAACAGCACACCACAGAGUGCAAUUUAUGAGUUUUUGGCAUUGUCUAAGAUAAACAUUACUGCAUAUGAUAGGCGGUGUCUUUCAGGCCAGAUUGGUGCUGGGCCAAUAAGGAGACCAUAUGUCAGGAUUGACAGGUUUCCAAAGUAUGAUUGGACUGAGGAAGAGUUGACAAUUGCAUCAGGAAAUUCAAAGUGUCGAAUCCUGGAAAAUCCAUUGAAGCUCUGUAGCUGUUAUGCCAAUGUGCAGGGCAUGAGAACAAGGGGCGCUCAUGGUGAACCUCUAGCCACCAGCUACCACUCCAAGUUUCUUGGAACUGUUGACUAUCUUUGGUACUCUGAUGGUCUUGUCCCAACGAGAGUUCUUGAUACGUUGCCUAUUGACCUUUUACAACAGACUGGGGGUCUGCCAAGUGAGAAAAUUGGGAGUGAUCAUCUCGCCUUGGUGUCAGAGUUUGCAUUUGCACAGGAUCUGCUGAGCCGAAAUUGUAAGCCUGUGUUGACAAAAACAUCAGGAACAGUGGAGGAUAAAUGGAUACUGUCCUCAUCGCAACAGAAAUGAUAUUACAACUGGUACGCAGAAUUGCCUGGAAGCAAAGGCGAUUGGUGCUGCAGUCACUUCAGGAAGCUUGCGGAAACCCUCCUACUAUGUUCUGCAUCAUGAACUUGACAUCCAGGUCCAUAUCUGCUGCCAUUGUCACACCGGAAUCCGUCUCUCCCAAGUACGCCAGUUGUGAGAAGGUCAAUGUUACGUGAUUGAGUGAUAACAACCACGUGAUCAUUCUUCCUAGGAAGAUCAAUGGUGUUCCCUAGACGACUUCCUCGAGUGCCCAUUCGCGUGUCUGCAGCUGCAGGAGGAGAAAAGUUAUUUCUAGCUAAGAAGCUAAAAUUGGAGGCUGAAAUUUAAGCCGCUAGUUUCCAAUUUAAAUUUAAAUGCCAUGUGGAUAUUUUUGUCAUUAUCGGAUGCACGACGUCGAGGUUGGAACCUAAUUGGUCUGUAUGGUUCUAUGAUUAGAUACUUGUUUAUCCAAAUUAAGAUCCAGAUGAAUGUUUAUGAUU
Nymphaea colorata (pocket water lily) is the source of this 2170-nucleotide messenger RNA. RefSeq names its product carbon catabolite repressor protein 4 homolog 3-like. The transcript is spliced from 13 exons. The coding region runs from base 333 to 1673 and encodes 446 amino acids. Gene Ontology annotation, molecular function: 3'-5'-RNA exonuclease activity. NCBI's taxonomy places the organism in Eukaryota, Viridiplantae, Streptophyta, Magnoliopsida, Nymphaeales, Nymphaeaceae. The record is from RefSeq and is a predicted model, not a curated record.